Molecule: messenger RNA, 2070 nt
Organism: Diuraphis noxia (Russian wheat aphid)
Lineage: Eukaryota; Metazoa; Arthropoda; Insecta; Hemiptera; Aphididae
Product: esterase E4-like
Source: RefSeq, a predicted model, not a curated record
UAUUAUAUUAUUAUUAUUAGGUUAUUAGGUAUCAUAUUUCUAAUUGUUAAAAAGACCUAACCGCAUAUUAUGUUGUCUCCAUCUUACAAGUGCGUAACAUGGCARUUUUUACUCUCAGCAGUACACGUAUAGCAUUGUUAGUUUAAAAUUUAGAGUGAAUUGACCUCCAAUAAGAUUUAAAGAUUUUGGCUGUAAAGGUUAAGUACACAGCGAUUUCUAAGAUAAAUAUAGUUUACUAUUAGUACAUAUUUAAGAAAUCUGAAAAAAUUAAUAUCUAAAUCAACAUUCGUCUCCAUUAAAAAUGAAAAAAGCAUGUAGAAUUUUAUUAAGCUUUUUUUUAUUUAUCGGAUGCUUUUUGACAUUUUCGGCGUCUAAUACGCCUAAAGUGAAAGUCCAUUCUGGUGAAAUUGCAGGUGGAUUUGAAUAUACCUAUAAUGGUCGAAAAAUUUACUCAUUCAUAGGCAUACCGUACGCAAGUCCUCCAGUUCAAAACUAUCGAUUUAAAGAACCACAACCCGUAAAACCUUGGUUGGGCAUAUGGAACGCCACAACUCCUGGAAGCGCUUGUUUAGGACCGGAUUAUGACUUUGAUUUAAAAAUUAUUGGACAAGAAGAUUGUUUAUAUCUCAAUGUUUAUACACCAAAGUUACCACAAGUGAAUACGUCUGGUGAUUUAAUGAAUGUAGUAGUGCACAUACACGGCGGCGCGUACAUGGGUGGUCAAGGCAUUUCCUAUGGUCCUCAAUAUCUUUUGGAUGUCAACGAUUUUGUUUAUGUAUCAAUAAAUUACCGUUUGGGAGUAUUAGGAUUUGCCUCCACCGGCGAUAGUGUUUUACCCGGAAAUAACGGAAUGAAAGACCAAGUAGCAGCAUUGAAGUGGAUACAACAAAACAUAGUUGCAUUUGGUGGUAACCCAAAUAGUGUAACUAUCACUGGUAUGUCUGCUGGAGCAGGUUCAGUUCAUUAUCAUAUGAUUUCACCAAUGUCUAAAGGCUUAUUUAAUCGAGUAAUAMUUCAAAGUGGUAGUGCAUUCUGUCCUUGGUCGUAUACUGAAAACGUUGAUCAAAAAACAAAGUACAUUGCAAACUUGCUGGGAUGUCCAACAAAUAAUUCCAUGGAUAUAGUGGAAUGUCUUCGUUCUAGACCAGGAACGGACAUUGCAAAAUCAUUUAUAAACUUCAUGCCAUGGAAAUACAAUCCUUUUUCACCAUUUGGUCCAACUGUUGAGGUAGCCGGAGAUGAAAAAUUCUUACCCGAUAUCCCUGAAAAACUCGUUCCGUAUGACAUUCCGGUGCUUAUGAGCAUUACCCAAGAUGAGGGUCUUAUUUUAGCGAUAUUUAUUAUGUAUGAAAAUAGUCAAAAUGAACUAAACAAUAAUUGGAAUGAAUAUUUACCACAUCUUCUUGAUUAUAAUUACACAAUUUCAAACGAGAAUCUGAGAAGCAAAAUUGCUCAAGAUAUAAAAGGAUUUUACUUUGGUGACAAACCAGUAUCAAAAGAAACUGUAGGCAACCUUGUGGAAAUGAUUUCAGAUAGAUUGUUUGGAUAUGCUGUAAGUAAAGCAGCUCAGCAUAUUGCCGCAAAGAAUACGGCACCUGUAUAUUUCCAUGAAUUYGGAUACAGUGGUAAUUAUUCUAUCAUGGCUAGUAUCGAUCCAAAAUCAUAUUUCCGAGGAUCAAAUGUAACUCAUUCUGACGAUACCAAUUAUGUAUUGAAAAAGAAUGUUUUCCCUCUUCAUGACAAUGAAGAAGAUAGAAAUAUGAUCAAAUUGAUGGUCAACAUCUGGGCCACCUUUAUAAAAAAUGGAGAACCGGAUAUUGGAAAUACAAAAAUUUGGUUACCUGUUUCCAAGAAUCCAGCUGAUCCUUUUAGAUUCAUUAAGAUCACUCAAMAACAAACGUUUGAAGCCAAAGAACAAUUAAACCAUCGAAAUUAUGCAUUUUGGAGUAGUUUGUCAUUAACAGAAUUCAAUGAAGUUAAUGUACCGGAAGACAUAAAAACUGAGUUAUAAAUAAUUAACAUAAAAACGUGAUAUUAUAACAUUUACUACAAUGAUACUAUUUUUAAACA